Molecule: messenger RNA, 1545 nt
Organism: Verruconis gallopava
Lineage: Eukaryota; Fungi; Ascomycota; Dothideomycetes; Venturiales; Sympoventuriaceae
Exons: 3
Coding region: 1-1545 (514 amino acids)
Biological process (GO): intracellular iron ion homeostasis
Source: RefSeq, a predicted model, not a curated record
AUGAGCCCGUACGCUAUUCAUUCAACAAACUUUGAGGAGGUUCAUGUGAACGGAAGUGGGGGUUAUUCAAAUGGUGCAAAUGCGGAAUUCUUCCUCGACAACUUCGAAAAGGGAAACAGGUCGUACCUGCAGCCAACCGACGAGAAUGAGCUGCAUGAUCUUGUUUGUGUUGGCUUCGGUCCAGCUUCUCUAGCAAUUGCCAUCGCCUUGCACGAUUCCUUAGAGAAAGAGGGCCUAGGGAGCAGCGAGAAUGGCCCCAAGGUUGCGUUUCUCGAGCAGCAACCGCGAUUUGCAUGGCACGCGGGAAUGUUGCUUGAGGGCUCGAAGAUGCAGAUCUCCUUCAUUAAGGAUAUGGCAACACUGCGUAACCCGCGGAGCUCAUUCACCUUUCUAAACUACCUGCAUACCAAAGGCAGGCUUGUCCAGUUUUCAAAUCUCGACACAUUUCUUCCUUUGCGCAUAGAAUUCGAAGAUUACCUGCGCUGGUGUGCCGAGUGGUUUGACGACGUUGCUCAUUACAACCAAGAAGUGCUCGAGGUAAGGCCAGAGAAGUCCUGGAAAGGUACACAACAAAUAGACAGCUUUGCUGUGGUGUCUAGAAACAAGCAUACAGGAGCUAUAAGCACAAGGAAGGCCAAGUACGUGGUGCUGGCCGCCGGUGGCAGACCAAAUAUACCUCGAUUAUUUCCAGAGCAGCAUCCGCGCUUGCUGCACUCUUCUAAAUUCGCGUAUCAGAUUCAGAAUAUGUUACCGGAGCGUAAUGCGCCGUACAAAAUCGCAGUCGUGGGAGGAGGCCAAAGUGCGGCGGAAAUCUUCAACAAUCUUCAUAGCCGAUAUCCAAAUUGCCAUACCAGGUUGAUUCUAAAAAGCUUCGCUUUGAAACCUAGCGAUGACUCUCCUUUCGUGAACGAAAUCUUCGACCCUGACCGCGUCCAGCCUUUCUUCAACCAGCCUGCCGAGAAGCGUGCUGCGAUGAUUCUCAAUAAUCGUUUGACAAACUACGGUGUGGUCAGACUGGAACUAAUCGAACAUCUGUACGAGACACUGUACAUGCAGCGUCUUGUGCAACCAGACGAGGAGCGUUGGCAACAUCGGAUCUUGAAUAAUAGUAAUAUUGUUGCUGUGGACGCGGAGACCAGCGAGAGACUGACAUUGCAAAUUGAAAGAGACGGGCAACUGACCGGCCACGACUUUGACGCAGUCAUACUUGCCACAGGCUAUGCACGAGACAUGCACGAGGACUUCCUUGCACCAGCUAGAUACUUAAUGCCUGGUGGGGACGCACCUGGCAAGACUUGGGAGGUUGAGCGUGACUACCGGGUCAUCUUCGAAGAAGGAGCCAUAAGCUCCGAUGCAGGUGUUUUCUUGCAGGGCUGCUGCGAGAGCACACACGGUCUUGCCGACUCGUUGCUCAGCAUCCUAGCCGUGAGGGGCGGCGAGAUCGUCCAAUCGAUCUUUGGCAAUAAAUUUUCCAGAGACGCUAGAAUCGGCCAGUUCGACUCCAUUACGGGAGAACCAACCCUAGCCGUGAAGCCCAUCUACUAG